AUGACUUUAGAAGGGAUACUAGCCUACCGGCAGUCGUAUGAAGAAAUGAGCAGCGUCCACUGGGCACCUAAUUGGGCGGUUAUAGAGCUUGUUUGCGUCAUUACCUCCUUUUAUGUCGAGGGUAUUGAGUACAAUAAGUUGGGUUGUUACAGGGACAACUGGCAAGAAGUAAGACCUCUUGCGGAACUGUUAUUUACGGAUCGUAACGAGACCUCUCCGCGUUACAGUGGCAAAAAAUAUAUUCGAAAGAAUUUUAGUCGACUCUAUCUUGAUGAUUUAAUACAACGCUGUGCAUCACAAAGCAAGAAAUUGGGUUACCAAGUGUUUGGCAUAGAGAAUUUCGCGAGCAAAUCCUCAUCAUGUUCUACUCCAAAGAAAACUCCUGAACCAACACGUCCGACAAGGAAUACCUCACAACCAAGGACACCUUCAAAGAAAGGGACAAGCCAGGGUACAAACCGACGAUCCAAAUCAGGCCUUCCUUCGAGACCAACCAAACUGCCGUCGAUUCGAAGGACCUCAGCCACUGUAAAAAGUGCCACUUACAAGAAGAUAGAAAAAAACAAUUCUACACCGAAGAGGGUCUUAAAAACACAAGCAACACAUAGACCUAAAAUCUCAGGAAUCACAGUUCCCACCACUGGAACAAGCACCUACUGGCCGAGUUCCUCCACAACAAAACUGACAAAUCCAACGACAAAAAAAUUAACAUCACGCCGCUUGCCAAACAGUAAGGGUACAAUUUCGGUAACAAAAGCCACCAAAGCUACUACUGGUACCCGAGCGAGAAACACGCCUUCCAAUUCUUUGCCUUCAAGUCAGACGUCACCCACAAUAUCUAGAAAGACUACUGGCUCGUUGCUAAGAAAUACAGGUUGCCACGAACAGCCGCUGAUACCCUUAGUCUGCACACCGCAGUGUCAGAUGUCAUGUACUGCAGUUUGUCCACGCGCCUGCUGUGUUAUGAAGCCUAUGCAUCAUCCCGCGCCACUCUACGCUCCACAGCCCGUACUCAUGAAUCAGUGCCCUCCUCCUUGCCCAUCUGCAUGUGCUCCAAGAUGCUCCUUCAAAUGUUCUCAUUACAAGACAGCAUAUUUCUCAAAAGAAAGCUAG
Pocillopora verrucosa is the source of this 1113-nucleotide messenger RNA. NCBI's taxonomy places the organism in Eukaryota, Metazoa, Cnidaria, Anthozoa, Scleractinia, Pocilloporidae. The record is from RefSeq and is a predicted model, not a curated record.